Messenger RNA from Trichoplusia ni (cabbage looper), 3020 nucleotides. Its product is annotated as NADP-dependent malic enzyme-like. Gene Ontology annotation, molecular function: NAD binding; malate dehydrogenase (decarboxylating) (NADP+) activity; malate dehydrogenase (decarboxylating) (NAD+) activity. The record is from RefSeq and is a predicted model, not a curated record. Gene Ontology annotation, cellular component: mitochondrion. Lineage: Eukaryota; Metazoa; Arthropoda; Insecta; Lepidoptera; Noctuidae. Gene Ontology annotation, biological process: pyruvate metabolic process; malate metabolic process.
CUGCUUAUUUUUCUACACAAUUAGAGGAAAUGACGUUGUUUUCUUAGUCGGUUGUUAGCGAGGGAAAGUCAUGGCCACAGCUCUCUAAGUUGUCGUUGGUUAAAGUGUUAGUGGUAGUUGCGUGGGUCAGACGCGUUGUAUGCCAGCUUCAUUUGUUUACAAAAACACCGGCAGUCAGUGGAACACUUUUGCUUAAUUAACUACAGAACUUCAGACAUGGGGAACUCUGCAUCAAUGAAGUUAAACGACAAACGAAAAUGGCAGAGCGAGUCCGCGAUGAGUCCAGCGCCCCCCGCCCAGCGAGACAAAACAAGCGGCGCGACCGGCACUGCCAAGCAGUCGCUAGCGGCCAGCGGAGGGAAGUGUACGUACGAGAUGGAACGCGAUCGUUUGGGACUGUGGGGCUCCGGAGACGGCACGGCGGGCAGCCGGCUGUCCGGCCUCGACCGCCUCAGGCACCCCGGCCUCAACAAGGGCAUGGCAUUCACAAUCGAAGAGCGGCAGACUUUGGGUAUCCACGGCCUGUUGCCAGCGAGGGUGAAGAGCCAAGAGGAGCAAGUGCAGAUGUGCAAGCUGUCCAUCGACCGGUACGAGGACCCUCUCAACAAAUACAUCUACCUCAUGGGCUUACUGGACCGUAAUGAGCACCUGUUCUACCGGUUUGUGGGUGAGAACGUAGCCGACAUGAUGCCCAUCGUGUACACCCCUACUGUGGGCUUGGCCUGCCAGAAGUUUGGGCUCGUAUACCGCCGCCCUAGAGGACUCUUUAUCACCAUCAAUGAUAAGGGACACGUCUACGAUAUACUUAAGAACUGGCCCGAAACCGACGUCCGGGCUAUCGUGGUAACGGACGGCGAGCGUAUCCUGGGUCUGGGUGACCUGGGCGCGUGCGGCAUGGGCAUCCCGGUCGGCAAGCUUUCGCUGUACACCGCCCUCGCCGGCAUCAAGCCACACCAGUGUUUGCCCAUCACCUUAGACGUGGGUACUAACAACCAGACAAUGCUUGAGGAUCCCCUCUACAUCGGUCUCCGUCAGCACCGUGUCCGCGGGAAAGAGUACGAUGAAUUCAUCGACGAGUUCAUGACAGCUGUCGUGCGCCGCUACGGACAGAACUGUCUCAUUCAGUUUGAGGACUUUGGAAAUGCAAACGCUUUCAGGCUGCUUGAGAAGUACCGUGGCAAGUACUGCACAUUCAACGAUGACAUCCAAGGAACUGCAGCAGUGGCCGUAGCGGGUCUAUUGGCCAGUCUGCGUAUCACCGGCAAGAAGCUCUCAGAAAACACCAUCGUGUUCCAGGGUGCCGGCGAGGCAUCGCUGGGUAUCGCGGAGCUGUGCGUGAUGGCGAUGAAGGCGGAGGGCACAGCGGAGGCGGCGGCGCGCGCGCGCAUCUGGAUGGUGGACUCCAAGGGGCUCAUCGUCAAGAACCGGCCCGAGGGCGGCCUCAACGAACACAAGGAGAAGUUCGCCAAGGAGCGCCAGCCUGUACGCACGCUAGAAGAAGUUGUGGAUAUUGCUAAACCAUCCGUACUUAUUGGUGCCGCUGCAAUCGGAGGUGCCUUCACGCCAGCGAUCCUGCGCAAGAUGGGCACCUACAACGACCGCCCCGUCAUCUUUGCCCUGUCUAACCCCACCAGUAAGGCAGAAUGCACAGCUAUUGACGCCUACACUAACACCGAUGAGCGCGCAAUCUUCGCAUCAGGCUCACCGUUCCCGGAGUACCACACUAAGGAUGGACGUAUCCUAAGGCCGGGACAAGGAAACAACUCCUAUAUCUUCCCGGGACUUGCGCUCGGCAUCAUCUGUGCCGGGAUCAUCGACAUCUCUGAGGACUUCUUACUGCUCUCCGCAGAGGCGUUGGCAGACAUUGUUAGUCAGGACGACUUGGACCAAGGCAGCCUAUAUCCGCCACUCAAGGACAUUCAGAAUUGCUCCGUCAAAAUUGCUAAGAAGGUCUUUGAACAUGCCUACAAAUGCCAAAAAGCAUCAGUGUUCCCUCAGCCGCUGGACACGGAGGCGUUCAUCCGCGCUCAGAUGUACGACGUGCGGUACGCGCCGGCCGUGCCCCCGGUGUACGAGUGGCCGCAAGCCGACGUGCGCGUCGACAUGAUCUAGUGGGAGCACUCGCAGCGCUUGAACCUCGCCAACACUCACUCUUAACACCCGACGCGUGAUCAAUGCUACCUCCAUACUCAAGUAUGGCGGUACGACUAAUCUACAAGCAUCGGGUAGAAUGAGUUUUGCGACCUGUACCUCGCUUACAUAUUGUCAACAGAUAUAAAAUGUGAGAUAUUUGCUAGUGCGCCAUCUAAUCGUGCUUCAUAUACCUAUCGGUAGUUAAACAUUCCAGAUGUGUAUUAUGUCAGUACUGAAUCUUUAAUCGAGUUGUAAAUAUGUUCUCAUGUCUAUGUAAGCUGUAACAAUCGUAUGUACCUAUAUGAACACCUCUAAGUUAUCCGAGUAUGAUUUCAAGCGCUUGCAGUGUAGGUAUAAUAAUAACAAAUAAUCUUGCUUCUAACAUUGAUUUAAGUAGAUUGACCAACGGGCUGUUCUAAUGGAUUUGCAAGUGAUCUUAACGUAUGUGGCGGUUUAAGUGACUGAAAUUAUAUUUAUUACGAUUUAAAAUAUUAAAAGGCAUUUAUUGUGUCGCCUGAAGUUAUCUCUACGGUCGGGUCACACACCGUUGCUGAUAUCUCAAAACUAUCUACAUAGCGACUUUGUUAAUGUUGCGCGUGUGUGACGACUGUUACUGUUAUAUUUAUUCACCAUUCCAAAAGCAACCUUGAAAUUAGUUAUAUUUUGUACUUAAGUGUUAUUUAUUGAUAAAAUUAUGGCUUGGUAAGCUCUUAUAAAAUUUAUCAAGCAGGUUUUGUAUUUGUUUAUGUGAUGUAAUACGACGUAUUUCAAGAGCUGUUUGAGGUAAAACUCGCUUCUUUCAAAUUAUAGUAUAAGUUAAACCUUAAACUUGAACCAUGAAUAUACGGUAUUUAUAUGUACAUUUUGAAAUAAAUUGAUUAUAACAU